Molecule: messenger RNA, 491 nt
Organism: Leptonychotes weddellii (Weddell seal)
Lineage: Eukaryota; Metazoa; Chordata; Mammalia; Carnivora; Phocidae
Source: RefSeq, a predicted model, not a curated record
AUGGGGAGUGGAAUUAGCUCAGAGAGCAAGGAGUCAGCCAAAAGAUCCAAAGAACUGGAGAAAAAGCUUCAGGAAGACGCUGAGCGAGAUGCAAGAACUGUAAAGUUGCUGUUAUUAGGUGCCGGAGAAUCUGGAAAAAGUACGAUCGUUAAACAAAUGAAGAUCAUCCAUAAGAAUGGUUACAGUGAGCAAGAAUGCAUGGAGUUCAAAGCAGUAAUAUACAGUAAUACAUUGCAAUCCAUCCUAGCUAUUGUGAAAGCCAUGACUACCCUUGGGAUUGAUUAUGUAAAUCCCACAAGUGCAGAAAUGGUAAACCCUCAUCUUGUUCCGCCGUUUUCCAACAAAGAGCACAAAAAUUCUAACUAUCUGAAUGAUGUCGACAGAAUCACAGCUCCUGGGUAUGUCCCAAAUGAGCAAGAUGUGCUGCAUUCUCGAGUGAAAACAACCGGACUCAUUGAAACUCAAUUCUCCUUUAAAGACUUGCAUUUCAG